CCCCCCCCUCACUCCUAGACUCACGUUUCAGUUUGAAAUCAAGUAUUAUUUUUAUUUGAUAAAUUCAGACUGAAAUUAAAUAGCCCAUAGUAUGCUUAUUUCAGUAGAAAGAAAUUACAUAAGAAUCUUGGUUAUGGUUGAGCUGUUUAUAACAGCUUCAUUAAAACGAUUUUCGAGCAGAGAAGUUAAACAAUACCAAAACAAUUGAACAGAAACGAUCUAUAAAAAAUCCUAUAUUUUUGUCAUUUUUUAUCGAAAAUCCUAUAUUUUAGACAAACUUGAUCCUCUAAGGAUUCCUAUAUUUUUAAAAAAUCGCAAUCGGAGACCAGGGUUUAAUAUCAAACAUAACAGCAAAACUUGCUGCAAACCUUCAUAUUGAUGAAAUAGCAAGAAGUGGUGAAGAUUGGACUGAUGAUGCAAUAAAAAUUGAAGGUACACGAAGAGUAUUAAAUGUUUGUGAAAAAAAUCCAAUUGAUGAACAUCCAUUAAAUUAUGAUGAAUAUAAUCCAUUUAAUAUUUGUGCUGCAUCCAAUUUACCACAUUUAUCGUGA
Molecule: messenger RNA, 551 nt
Organism: Rotaria sp. Silwood1
Lineage: Eukaryota; Metazoa; Rotifera; Eurotatoria; Philodinida; Philodinidae
Source: the annotation of a GenBank genome assembly